Molecule: messenger RNA, 4326 nt
Organism: Chaetomium globosum CBS 148.51
Lineage: Eukaryota; Fungi; Ascomycota; Sordariomycetes; Sordariales; Chaetomiaceae
Exons: 7
Coding region: 1-4326 (1441 amino acids)
Biological process (GO): transmembrane transport; proteolysis; metal ion transport
Cellular component (GO): membrane
Molecular function (GO): serine-type endopeptidase activity; metal ion transmembrane transporter activity
Source: RefSeq, a predicted model, not a curated record
AUGACCGUUCCAGUCCGGCAUGGCCUGCGAAGGCGCUGGCAAGGAGUGCCGCCUCCCCAAUUCCCACUUUUCCCUAUCGACACGGGUCCGGCCAAUCCUGCUCCUAUCGAUUGUCAACGGACGGAUGACUGGAUUGAACGGUUCCUGUCCAUCGUGAACACGAACAUCUCGGAGACUAGCACACGCCUUAAAGUGGCGGUGUUAGGUACGGGAAUCGAUCUUGAUCACCCUGACUUUUAUGACGAGGACCGUUUUCAACCCGAAAAUGCCCGUAGUUGGGUUGGCAGUGCUCCCACCGUUGACAGUAACGGGCAUGGGACGCAUAUUGUGAGCACCAUCUUGACACUGACGCAGAACGUCGAUGUCUAUGUUGCCAAAAUAUCGGAAGGGAACAGCCAGACGCUUGAAUCAGUCGAGUCAGUUGCUGAGGCGAUCCGAGUUGCCAACGAAGAGUGGGAUGUAGACAUGAUUUCGAUACCAUUCGGGCUUCCCCGUUCCGUCCCUAGGAUCCAGGAUGAGAUUGAGAAGGCUGUGCAUCACAAGAAAAUCAUCUUCGCUGCGGCUGCUGAUAAUGGUGCCAACACGGGGCGAAGUUACCCAGCAACUCAGCCUGGUGUUAUCUGCGUUCACUCGGCCGAUGGGCUGGGCAAUGCGUCGCUGUUCAAUCCUACCGAGCUGCCCACGACCGACAACUUUUGCGUUCUCGGGGAGCAUGUCGAGGCGGCGUGGCCCAGCCCCUCGCCGACAACACAACUGGGCGGGACGAGGCGCAUGUCCGGGUCCGCGACCGCGACGUCCGUCGCAGUGGCCAUUGCCGCCCUCAUGAUUACCAUCAUCCGUGACAAUAUGCGGGAGCAGGAAUGCGCUAUUUGGCUCAAGAACUAUGACGGCAUCAGGGCCAUUUUCCGCAGCCUCUCCGAACAGCGAAACGGAUUGUAUGAUCUGGCGGGGAUAGAGAAGGAGGAUGGACUCUGGGUCUGGGGAGCGGGGGGCGGUGCGGCUGAGUGGGAGCUUAGAGAUUUGACUAGUGAUGAUAGCAAACCAGGCGAUUUCUCGCUCAGGAUGGAUGACAGCCAAAACACCCCCGACUCCCAAAUUAGAAUCUACAAGAUUCUAGCGGAUGGGUCACUCCAAGCAAUCGACGAGGGAAUCUCAACAUCACCAAAUGCGACGGGCGAGGCCAAGUCCAGCGCUGACGAAAUAUAUCUCGUCGAAGGCCUCUCUGAGCAGACCAUAACAUCGUUACGGCGGCUGAUUCCUAGCCUGCCCGAUGCUUUCGUUAAAGCACAUUUGUGUGACAACCUAGGGCAAAUUGACAGCGCCCUAGACGAGGAUCAUGUGUUUCUAGCCAAAUGGUCCCGCCGCGCGGCUCAGGUCAAGGAGGUAUGGGCGCGCGAGAAGAGGUUGCGGACCUCCAAGAACCCCUUCAAUGUCGACGACGUUGACCCGGCCGUCUCACGUCUGGACCACGACCGCUAUGAGCAUGUAACGGAGCCGUACCGGUUGUACAACCCCAUUGCCGAGUUCGACAUCGACGUACCGUUUUACCAGAGCAUCGAGGAGGGAGAGUUUCGGACAACAUCAGCUGGCGUCAGCGAGAUAUCUCCCGAAAAUGAUAUCGAGGGACAACAUUAUCCUUCAGAUGGGGGAGAACGGUCAACCGCGGUCCCACCGGGAUUGAGGACCAAGAUUUAUAUCCAAAGCAUGUUGAUGCAUGCCGCGCACGAGUGCAUAUCCUUCUAUCAUGACAAGUUCGAUGAUAGAAUGAUAGUUCACUACAACCUCGUGGCCGGCGGUGAGGUCGAAAGCAAACAAAGCCCGCCAAAGUAUGCGUUCCAAUACGACAGGAGUUGCCUCGACAAGUUCAUAAGCAAACUGAACGCUGCGCGUUCGGCGGACGAUAGCAAAACAACUGUGGAGGUCAUUCUUGACACCAUUCUAACCAUUGUUAUCGAGGAUCAGCGCAAGCUUCUCGUAAGCAUCAGCAGAGCUUUGGAUGAAAUUGAGCUCUCUAUGGGAAGGGACUUGAAAAGCCCUCAGAGCUGGAGAGACUUCCCACCAGGAUGGCGGAACCAUCUCUUCCAUCAAUCACAAACAAUUGCAUACUUCCUCGCACGUGUUCCCGAACUUAGCGCUCCAUUACUUCCCAAAUCACGCAAACCCGCGCACAUUAGAAUGCUAGAGCGGGCCGAGAAGGAGCUGGAAGCCACGAUGCGGCGGCUUGAAGGAACGUACCAAGUGCUCAUGUCCUCCAUGAGCAUCCUCGAAAGCGAGCGGGCCAUCGAGCAAGCCGAGGUGGUGACGAGGCUCACCAACCUCGCCUUCUUUUUCAUCCCGCUGACCUUUGUAUCGGGGCUCUUCGGCAUGAACGUGGUCGAGUUCGAUCAAAAGCUAACCGUGGCCAUGUGGGUGGCCAUUUCGCUCGGAGUUACUGCAGCCACCUACUUCAUCCGCUUCCGCCACCCGCUGGUUGUCGCUAUACACCAGACGCCCAAGACCAUCCGCCGCAUGCGCUGGGACAUACUAGCCGCCCGUAUGAGGCGCUGGGCACAGGUUCUCCGCCACCUUGCAUUUGAUUAUAAUCUCUUUCCUCUCCUCCUCCUUGGCCUCCUGGGUGUAGCCGUUUGGCUUGCUGCUACCCUGCCCGCCACCGAUGAGACCAGGAUCGGCGUUAUUCCCAGCCUAGCAGUGAUUACGCAACUACUAGAGCCCGGGAGCAUCAUCUCCAACAGGCUACGCCGGCCACACCCGAGUCAGCGAGUUAUCAAGGCUGCCCUUUUUGCCGGCGCCGCUGUGGGCCUUUGGGCCCUCGCGACGAGCACACUCCCAGUCGACACCAGAAUUGGUCUGGGUCUGGUUAUCCUUCGUCUUCCAACCAUUUUCACCCUGGCGUCGUCUCACAGCGUCAUGCCAGACCAUAUGAACUCGAUUGCUUGGUGUCAUAUGACCUCCAAUCACCGCGUCCGCCUUCCAGCGCACCCCCUCUUGUUCGACGCGACUAGAGCAGUCCUCUGUUCCACCAUGGGCGUCGCGCUGUGGAAGCUUUUUACCAGUUCCCUCUCCGACGCCGACAAGAUCAGCGUGGCCAUCGGCGCAAUGGCCGUUCCCCUCAUGAUAUUAGGUCUACCGUACACCAUGUUCAAGAAAGUACAAGAUUCGAGCUGGGGGAAUCUGGCCAAGGCAAUCGCAAUCAUAACUUGGAAAGGCGUUCUCGGCUUCCUCCCAAUUCAAGCCGUGGCAAUUUGGAAGAUCAAGGCACCUUCAUCCGCCCGGCCUGCGCUCCGAUCAUCAACCACUGUCCGAAACCAACGCCACGCACCACCAACCACCCCCCAUGGCCGCCCCAAAAAAGCAAUACUUCCUCGCCCCCUCCUGGGACUACCCCCCCUCGGGCCCCCUCGCACUCGGCAACAUAAUCAUCUCCCCUCUCGGGCCGUGCCGCCCCUCCUCGCCGCAUCCGCACCCACCCUCGCCGGCCUCACCCCAACCUCAACCUCAACCUCAACCUCAACAUCCUCAACCCCCCCAACCGAAACGACACCCUUCCCCAACUACCCACCCCUACAAACCCAAACCUCACCCGAACCUCCACCACCAAACACAAACGUCGAAUGGACCCGCGGCCCAAUCCCUCUUCCCACACCCUCGGCGUCUGGAGCCGCUUCAUCCAAAUGCCUGGGCAUACGCCUCGACUUCGAGACCUCCCACUCCCGCCAGGACGUCUUCCGCUUUGCGAGCGUGCGCACCGAAGAGUGGUUCCCCAGCGAGGAGUUCCUGGCGGCGGCGGUGCAGGAUCCCGAGGUGAGGAGGCGGCUUGUGGGGGGUGGUGGUGGUGGUGAUGGUGGUAGCCGUGGUGGGGGGAGGCUUGGGUUGGGGAGGCGGGCGGUGUACGUGGUGGUGGGGGUGAAGACGGUGUCCGGGGCGCAGGUGAAGAGGGUGUGGACGAGGGGGCUGGCGGCGCAGACGGAGGUGGGGGUGGAUGCGAUGGGGGCGUCGGUGCUGGUGGCGUCGGGGCCGGCUGGGGGGGUUAAGUGGGAGAGGGGGGAGAGUAUGGAGUUUGAGGGGGGGGAUGACUUUGUGUUUGCGUAUCGGGUAAGGAAGGUGUGGUUGAGGGGGGGUGGAAAGGGCGUGGGGCAGGAUGAUUAUGUGAGGGGGACGAUGCUGUCGGAGAGUUAUGGGGAUGAGAAGGGAGGGAAAGGGGAUGAUGGGGAGGAUGUGGUGGUGGAGGAUCUGGAGGAUUCUGACAUCGGUGAUAAGUGGAAUGGGAGUGACGUUGUGGAUGAAGGGGAGGAGAUUGAAGUCUUUGCCCCCGGGGCAGGCGUGUAA